AUGUCGUCUUCAGAGACCAUCUUCUCCUAUAUCAGCUCCCUCUAUUCAUACCUGAAAGGAGCAAUCGUGGCUUCCACUGGUCUCGCCGUGCUCCUCUCGGCAUUAUUGUACUUUAAGCAAUCAGAGCUCAUAUAUCCCAGAUCAGUACCUGCUGGCGCACGAACAAACGUGCCGACUCCCCAAGAAUUUGGCAUCGAUGACUGGGAGACAGUGGAGCUCAAGACGCCGGAUCGCGAGAUGUUAAGCAACUUUCUCUUGCGCACCUCGAAGAGGCCGCAGCUGGGUGUUACUGUGCUCUUCAUGCAUGGAAAUGCUGGCAAUAUUGGCCACAGACUACCAAUAGCCCGUGUGUUUAGUGAGCAAAUGGGGUGCCAUAUCUUCAUUUUGUCCUACCGAGGAUAUGGGCACUCUACCGGUCGUCCUUCUGAGAAGGGUCUGAUGAUAGAUGCCCAAACAGCCCUCAAUUACUUACUUACUGACCCCUCCACCGCCGGAACUUCGAUCUUCAUCUACGGACAGUCCCUCGGUGGGGCCCUCGCUAUUCAACUAGUCGCAAAGAAUCAAGACAAGGUCGCUGGUCUUAUUCUCGAGAAUACUUUCCGUUCAAUCCGGACGCUUAUUCCAACUGUUUUCCCUCCCGCGAGGUAUCUGGCGAGGCUGUGCCAUCAGAUUUGGCCCAGCGAGGCCACACUUCCAGCAAUCAAAGGAGUGCCGGUUCUGUUCCUCAGCGGCUUGAAAGACGAACUUGUUCCACCAUCUCACAUGAAAACCCUGUACAACGUGUGCACAUCCACCAAACUCUGGCGCGAAUUCCCCGAAGGGACACAUAACGACACCUGUGCGGAAGAAAACUACUUCGAUUACAUCCAUGAUUUUAUCAGCGACAUUAAAUCCGGCCAUUCUAUGGAUGAAAUAAAGCCCGCAUCAGAUGAUGUCAAAAAGAUCUAA
Molecule: messenger RNA, 948 nt
Organism: Morchella sextelata
Lineage: Eukaryota; Fungi; Ascomycota; Pezizomycetes; Pezizales; Morchellaceae
Exons: 6
Coding region: 1-948 (315 amino acids)
Cellular component (GO): membrane
Molecular function (GO): palmitoyl-(protein) hydrolase activity
Source: RefSeq, a predicted model, not a curated record